UGCGUUUCGUUAUUGGAGAAAACAGUUUUGAGGCAGGAAGUCGGGAAAUAUAAGAGGCUGAGUACGACAAUCUGGCACCGUUGGAGACUCUGGUGACGUUGACGUAAACAAACACAUCAGGAGGAAGAGGAAGAAGAGGAAGUCCCAGUGAUGAGGAUUAGGGAUAAGGAGUCAGAAGAAGAAAAAUUCCUGAUUGAAUACACGAAGAAGAGCGACGGAGAAGGAAAUGUGUUAAUAAUGCAGCGAAGGGUAUAGAAAAGACUGUCCUUCGAGACGACUGCACAGAGCUCGAGGCCGCCAGCAGGGAGGGACGAGAGCCGCCUGCUGUCUGUGUGUGCCUGCUGCCUGCUGCCCCAAAGAUGAUUGUGUAUGCUUGCUUGAGUCGUCUGACAGAUGGCACCCCACUGUCUGCUACAACGGAUUAUGCAAAUGAUGCUGACCAGCGUGUGAGGGAAGGGAAACGUUGUGUGAAGCUGUUAAGUAAAAAUUUUGGGAAGUUUGGCAUGCGGAUAUGUCUCCAGGCUGAGGAAGUGACACUGCACUGUGUGGUGGAUGAGUGUACAGCCUACAUGGUGGUGUGUGAACCCACAUAUCCUCACAUUCUGGCAUUCAGCUUUCUUGAUGAGCUGAAGAAGGAAUUUAAUGUUUUAUACACCCCAUCUGUUGUGAAGUCAGUCAGAAGACCAUAUGCCUUCAUUGAAUUUGACACCUUCCUACAAAAAACAAGACAGAAAUAUAACAGCAGCCGAGCACUUGCAUCCAGACUCAACUUGGGUGAGAUGACAAAUGACUUGAACCUUCACCCUCCAUCCUACAUCAAGUUGCACCACCUGGAGCCACCACCACUACUGCCACCAACACCACCGGCAACACCAUUAUCUGGCAGUGGUGUUGUCCUUGCCCGAAGCUCCAGCACUCCUUCCACUCCAAAUGGUGCUCUAUUAUAUAAUGGUGCUGCCACUAAGGAUACCUCCACAGGUUUGAUGGUGGGGAUCACUUUGCGGUUGAAGCCAGUUCCAUGGUGUGGGUGGCUUGGCCUGGUGCUGGUGCUGCCUUGCAUCCUGUUAGACAUGUACAGGGGAGCUGUGGCCAUCAGCAUGUCAAGUUUGGAGGAGGUGGAUGGCCCAUCACCAUGGCAUGGUAUCUUCUUCUUGACAGAAAUGUUUCUACAGACAACACAGGUUUAUAUGCUGUGGAAAUAUAACAAGUUCCGGAAGCUGGCAACGCUGGGCUCUACAACUUUAAUCUUAAUAUUGAAUGGCUUCCUUUUUGAUGUGAGGGAAGGAUGGUUGUGUUGUAUUUAUAUAUUUGCCUCGCUGUUCCUUUUAAUUGGUACUUUUCGUAGGCCUUUUGAAAGAAAGUUGCCUAAAUUUCAUGUUUAAAGGUUUAGUAUUAAAAAAAUAAGUACAGUAUUCCUUGGAAUGUUUUUUCUGCAAACCCAUAUUUUAUUGCAUUUUUAUUUAGAUCAUCUCCAUGUUAUCAUUCUGACAAGUUAUCUAUCACAUUAUACACCAGGCUUGAUACAAGUCGGUAGUCAAGUGUGUUGGCCGCACACCAUGAUAUUAUUAGAUUAUCCAUUAUUUUCUGUCAAAAUAAGGAACUUAAGACAUUUCUUAACAUAUUGGAUAUUUGGAAAAAGUGUUAGUGUUAGAGUACAUUCCAUUCUUUACAUUUUUAUAAUAUAGAUGUAUGUUGAGUAAUUUAUAAAAACGAGUCAGAUUUUUUAUGAAUAAUGGAAAAUAGUUGUACAAUUUGUUCAUUUAACCUGUUGUAAAUUUGAAGUGUGAAUAUGAAUAUUUUUAUAA
Eriocheir sinensis (Chinese mitten crab) is the source of this 1805-nucleotide messenger RNA. Its product is annotated as vesicle-trafficking protein SEC22a-like. The transcript is spliced from 7 exons. Gene Ontology annotation, cellular component: endoplasmic reticulum membrane; endoplasmic reticulum-Golgi intermediate compartment; Golgi membrane. Gene Ontology annotation, molecular function: SNAP receptor activity. The coding region runs from base 360 to 1382 and encodes 340 amino acids. The record is from RefSeq and is a predicted model, not a curated record. Gene Ontology annotation, biological process: vesicle fusion with Golgi apparatus; endoplasmic reticulum to Golgi vesicle-mediated transport; retrograde vesicle-mediated transport, Golgi to endoplasmic reticulum. NCBI's taxonomy places the organism in Eukaryota, Metazoa, Arthropoda, Malacostraca, Decapoda, Varunidae.